This is a messenger RNA of Australozyma saopauloensis, 1104 nucleotides long. It is a transcript of the gene ERG3, whose product is annotated as C-5 sterol desaturase. The record is from RefSeq and is a predicted model, not a curated record. Gene Ontology annotation, cellular component: membrane. NCBI's taxonomy places the organism in Eukaryota, Fungi, Ascomycota, Pichiomycetes, Serinales, Metschnikowiaceae. Gene Ontology annotation, molecular function: iron ion binding; C-5 sterol desaturase activity. The transcript has a single exon. Bases 1 to 1104 code for a protein of 367 amino acids. Gene Ontology annotation, biological process: sterol biosynthetic process.
AUGGAUCUUGUUCUCGAAAUCACCGACCACUUCGUCUUUGACAAGCUCUACGCUGAAUAUCUCCCCAAAAAUGGUUUAGUGGCCAACUGGGUCAACGAUAAGUUGCAGAAUGAGCUUCUCGCCAAUGCUACAACUGUUGCAAGCUCUGCUUUGCCAGCUCCUUUGCAACUCUUGUCAAACAUUGCAGGCAAAUUCCAAAGAACAGAUGAGAUUUACGGCCAGGUUCCUACAAAGUUCUUGCCUGUCACUGAAUAUGCCACACAGUCGCUCCUAGGAAGAUCGAACGUUUUGCGUGAGUUCAUUUCGCUCAUGAUCAUCACCACCAUCUUCGGAUGGAUUCUCUACUUUGCCGCCGCUUCCCUCGCUUAUGUCACUGUUUUCGACAAGAAGAUCUUCAACCAUCCUAGAUAUUUGAAGAACCAGAUGAGACUCGAAGUUUGGCGUGCCGUGAGUGCUAUCCCAUGGAUGGUGAUGCUUACCACACCAUUUUUCCUCAUGGAGUUGCACGGGUUCUCUAAAUUGUACUUUGACGUGAACGAGUCCACCGGUGGUUGGAAACAUAUUGCUAUACAAUUCCCAAUGUUCAUUUUCUUCACUGACUGUGGUAUCUACUUCAUCCACAGAUUCUUGCACUGGCCGGCUGUUUACAAGGCUUUGCACAAGCCUCACCACAAAUGGAUUGUCUGUACUCCAUUUGCCUCUCAUGCAUUCCACCCUGUUGACGGCUGGUUCCAGUCUUUGCCAUAUCACUUGUAUCCAUUGAUCUUGCCUUUGAACAAGGUCUCUUACUUGGUAUUGUUUGUCUUUGUCAACUUCUGGACUGUCAUGAUUCACGACGGCAGCUACUGGUCCAACGAUCCUGUUGUGAACGGAACUGCUUGUCACACUGUUCACCAUUUGUAUUUCAACUACAACUACGGACAAUUCACUACUUUGUGGGACAGAUUGGGUGGAUCUUACAGACGCCCUGACGACUCUUUCUUCGCCAAAACUAACAAGAACCAAGACGCAAAGAUCUGGAAGGAUCAAACAUGCCAGAUGGAGGCCAUUCGUGGAGAGCUUGAGGGCAAGUCUGACGACAGAGUGUACAUCACUUCGAAGUAA